AUGGUGGCCCUAGAAGAGAAACCCAACAUUGAAACAAGACUACUCUGCAUCCUAAAGGCUCUGUGCGUGUACUUGAAUGAAGACCCCGAGGACCUGGUUAAGACCUACAUGGAUGCCGAUGUUGGAGCAGAGAAGGAGUUUGAGAAAGUAGUGCUGGGUGUCUACAUCGUGGAACAUCAACAUGCCGAUGCAUCAGACUCAUUGGAGGACUUUGGAAUAAUCAUCGAUGGCAUUGCAUUUCUUCAAGACCUAAAACACAUUCCAACUGGAUGGGCGCUCCUUCUUGGAUUAAUCUACUGUCUGGACAUGAACUCUCGAAAGGGACUCGGAUGUACUUUUGAAUUUAUUCCAAAGUGGCUGUGUGCAUCCUCAAUGCGUCAGCAGAGGCGAACUCUCCUGGGGGACCUUCUCUGCUUCCUCUUCAUCACUCCACUGUCCUCCCUGUCCGGAUGGCUCUGUGUGCAGGGAGCCCUGGACCUGUACCUCAGUAAUCCUGCAGAGGCUCUCGGGCUCAUGCUGCUCACUGUGUCCCUGCUCCUCAUCUACAUCUUCUGGAGCCUGGUGUCUGUGCGGUACCACCUUCAUCUCUUCAGGACGUGGAGGACGACAAACCAAAGAGUUCAGCUAAAAAUCCCCUGCAAUUGCGACUCGGGGAAAAACCAACCGACUAUUCCCCGAGAGUCAGAGAAGAGCCCCAACAAGGAGACCAUCGUAUGUCUGGAUUCACCAAUAACGGAUCAGUUGUAA
This is a messenger RNA of Knipowitschia caucasica, 747 nucleotides long. Lineage: Eukaryota; Metazoa; Chordata; Actinopteri; Gobiiformes; Gobiidae. The record is from the annotation of a GenBank genome assembly.